Molecule: messenger RNA, 1083 nt
Organism: Dothidotthia symphoricarpi CBS 119687
Lineage: Eukaryota; Fungi; Ascomycota; Dothideomycetes; Pleosporales; Dothidotthiaceae
Exons: 2
Coding region: 197-859 (220 amino acids)
Cellular component (GO): mitochondrion
Source: RefSeq, a predicted model, not a curated record
AAUCAUUUUCCUAAGAAGCUGGUUGUAGCGGCUGCGAGAUGCCUUUCUGAAGUCUGAGCUCAGAGAGAGAAUUAGAUGAUUAUGAAUAGAGCAUGUGAGACUUGGCGGCGCGUCUCGACGUCUUGCGUGUCGUUGAUCUCCUCAACUCAGUCUCUCUGAUUGUAUCACAGCCCGCUUUACUUGCAAUUUUACAGUCAUGACGCUUGGUCGAAGCAUCUUCACAAAUAUCGCAAAGCGGCGCUAUCCUCGCUUACUACAUACUUCGGGAAGUAGCAAAUCAAUGCACUUCCACCCUCAAACCGACAUGAAUCCUUUGUUCUGCUACACCAGCGGACGAUGGUUAUGGAAUGAGCGUGAGCAACUGGAAGCCCGAUAUCGACGUUUCGACGUGCCCAGUCUUCAGCAAGCGGCCUGCCAAGCCGUCGGCGCAGACAAGUGUGUAUCUAUUGAGAAGAUUGGUGAAGGCAACUACAACAAGGCAUAUCGUCUUGAGAUGGAAGACGGCCAGAAGGUCAUCGCAAAAGUCCCACAUCCUAAUGCUGGCCCACCAGUACUUACCACUACAUCGGAAGUGGCAACUAUGGAGUUUGCCCGGACCAUUCUGGAUAUACCCGUCCCAAAGGUUCUUGCUUGGAGUGCUACCGACCAAAGUUCUGUCCAGGCAGAAUACAUCAUCAUGGAAGAAGCAAGAGGCUCCCUACUCCACGAAGUCUGGCGAGAUCUUUCACUGCGGACGAAGUCUGACAUCAUUCGUGAGUUUGUAGACAUCGAAAGGAAACUACUCUCAGUCUCCUUUGAUAGGUAUGGUUCAGCUUGCUCCAAUGGAGAAUUUGCCGCCAGUUUGACUUACGCUUGUUGACAGACUGGGAUCAUUGUAUUUCAAGGAUAGUGAUAUCGCGGGAUGCGAGCCUGCUAUCGUUACAUCUGGCCCGCAGGAUGUCGUCGGUCAUGUCGAAUCACGUUAUUGCAUUGGACCCAUCACUCGAACAGAGUUCUGGGUGAAACAGCGCAGUGACAUGCACUACUAUGGUCCUUGGACAUCUUCUGCAGAAUACCUAGAGUCUGUCGCUCACCGUGAGCUCG